Molecule: messenger RNA, 444 nt
Organism: Soboliphyme baturini
Lineage: Eukaryota; Metazoa; Nematoda; Enoplea; Dioctophymatida; Soboliphymatidae
Source: the annotation of a GenBank genome assembly
AUGGCACUUAGGAGACUUUCGAAAGAGUUGGCCGAAAUAACAAAUGAUCCACCUCCAAACUGCAGCGCUGGCCCGAAGGGCAACGAUAUGUACGAAUGGGUAGGCACGAUUUUGGGCCCUCCGAAAUCCGUAUACGAGGGCGGUAUAUUCUUUUUAGACAUUCACUUUCCACAAGAUUACCCUUUUAAGCCGCCGAAGAUCAUGUUCCAAACUCGCAUAUAUCACUGCAAUAUAAACAAAAGCGGUACGAUCUGCUUGGACAUUCUGAAGGACAAAUGGAGUCCAGCGCUAACAAUUAGCAAAGUGUUAUUGUCCAUUUCGUCCUUGCUGACCGACUGUAAUCCGCAAGAUCCGUUGGUUUCGCAAAUCGCUGUCCAGUACUUAGAGAAUCGCGAAGAACACGAUCGAAUCGCUCGGGCGUGGACAAAAGCGUAUGCGACGUGA